This is a messenger RNA of Penicillium verhagenii, 1848 nucleotides long. RefSeq lists its product as uncharacterized. The transcript is spliced from 3 exons. Gene Ontology annotation, molecular function: basic amino acid transmembrane transporter activity. Bases 1 to 1848 code for a protein of 615 amino acids. The record is from RefSeq and is a predicted model, not a curated record. Gene Ontology annotation, biological process: transmembrane transport; basic amino acid transport. NCBI's taxonomy places the organism in Eukaryota, Fungi, Ascomycota, Eurotiomycetes, Eurotiales, Aspergillaceae. Gene Ontology annotation, cellular component: fungal-type vacuole membrane.
AUGAUCUUAAUUUACAAGAAGAUUAAGAAGCGCAAUGAAAAGAAGAAGCUAGAGGCACGGCAGUCUCAAGCAGGGCAUCAUGAAGCGUCUAUUAUCGUCAACGAGGGCCCGUUGAAAGCAACAUCCGAUAUAGCACCCGAGACACAACAAGAACCCUCACCAGAGGAAAAGAUCGAAAAAAAAAGAAGACGAGUCUACCGUUGGAAACUCAUUCUUGGUCUCUUUGGCCCUUUCUGUCUCCAAUCGCUGGAUACUACCAUCAUUGCCUCUGCGUUGCCAUAUAUCGCCGAAGACUUUGGCCAAGUCAGUCAGCUAAACUGGAUUAUCUCGGCUUUUAAUUUGACCUCCGCCGCAUCCCUGUUCUUUUGGGCUCAACUUUCAGAUUUAUUUGGCAGACAUAACACCCUACAGGCCGCUAUAUUCACCAUGGUGGUUGGCUCAGCGAUAUGCACCGGCUCUCCAACCUCGACGUUCAGUGUUCUUCUCCUCGGUCGUGCAUUACAGGGUGUCGGUGCCGCUGGAGUGAAUAUCUCCGUCCGCACAAUUCUAGCAGAUGGUGUCUCCCUCUCGGAGUUCGCUGUCAACUGGACGAUCUUUGCGCUCGUGUCAGGCAUCGGUUUCAGUAUCGGCCCAGUCAUUGGAGGAUACUUGACUACCGCAUCAUGGCGGUGGUGUUUUGCUAUCAAUUUACCGAUUGGCGUGGUGGCCAUGGUUCUGGUUGUCUUUGUUCUUCGCAAAGAUCUUCAGGGUCCACAACCUCUUCCACAAUUGGAAGGUAGGGACCUCUCCACCGCUCCUCGACGUUUCGUGGCGCGGAUUGCAACCAUCGACUUCGGUGGCCAGAUGCUUUUCCUCUGGGGAUUUGGACUUCUCAUUCUGGCGUUGACGUGGGCCGGUGGAAACUAUGCAUGGAACUCUGCUGCCGUCCUCGCUCCGAUUAUUAUAGGCGCCAUUUUAUCGAUCAGUUGGGUCAUCUAUGAGCGUCUCAUGGCUCCUGGUGCUUUGAUUGCGCGUGCUUUACCCCGCCAAAAGGCUAUGAUGCCAUGGAUACUGAUCUCACAGCGUGAUAUCGGCUUGCUAUUCCUUAUCAACUUCUCUAUGGGAGUGUCGAUGUUUGCCGUCAUGUAUUUUAUGGACUUGUACUUUGCACUUGUGGAAGGGAACAGCUCCAGCAAAGCCGGAACCUCUCUCCUAUAUUUCUUGCCAGGCUUAGGUGCUGGCGUCUACAUGGCAAUGUUCUCAUCCAACAUUUGGCCUCGCCAAACUCUCCCGGCUCUUAUGCUCGGUAGUCUGGCCUCGGCAGUCGGAAUCACUGUUCUGGCCUGGGCAGUCAAAGCCGCCCAAACAAACACCAUAUACGGCAUGAUGGCCGUAGUAGGCUUCGGCAUCGGAAGUCGCAUGAACCCAGGAUCUUUACACGGUCUUGCCUACUUUCCAGCUAUGACAGCUCAGAUUUCAUGUUUGGUGUCCUUUGCUCUUCCUUUUGGUGGUCUCGUGGGAUUGACAAUCAUGUCUACGGUUUUCACAAAUAAAAGUGGAAUGGACGAGUCAGAUCCUAAGAAAGGGAUUAUGUGGGCAUUUAUUGCUAUGAUGCCUUUUAUGUGGAUCUCUGUGGUCUUGACUACUUUCCUUGGAAAUGUGUGGAUUAAGAAGGAUGGUGGGCAUGAAGUUGUUAAUGGCGCUUAUCUGUGGAGUUUUGUUACUCGGAAGAAGCUUACAAGGGAGAGACGGGAUCGGGGUGAGGGUGUGAGGUCGGCGAAUGGUGAGAAAGAGCGCACUGAUGUUGAAAUGGCUCCCCAGCCUGUUGCUGAACAAGAUGAAGAGGACCAUGAUAUCUUUCGGGCUUAA